ACAAGCCUAAGGACAGUGGUGCCUUAGCACAGCCUGUCUAGCCAUGAGACACACUGAUGGGACAGGAAGAUGGAGCAGCUGACUCCCGAAAGUCCCUGCCUGAAUACUUUGCCAAGGAGGCUGGAGCUGUUCUGUGUGCACUAAGAAAAGCACAUGUAAGUGCAGCUGGGGAAUUCCAGGAGCCAUCUAGCUCUGGAGCAGGUUGUAUUCCCUCCCCUGUCUUGUGCUUCCGUCCGCCUCCUGUCGUCACCGUGAGAUGCGUGUGAGGGAGCUUAAUAACAGCUGAAACCCUGUCUCGGGUCUUUAUAAUCCUGGAAUGAGCUGCAGGAACUGCGUUGCUCCAGAGGAUGCAAUAAGCAGUCAGGAGUGGGACAUACUGCCUGUAAUCCUUCCCUGCAUACCCUUCCUGCUGCCGAUCUUGGGAACAUGAAGGCUGUUCCUCUCCAGGUCCUGUUUGUGCUGAGGUUCUUGUGCCUGGUGGCCCCGGCUGAAGGGCAACCCAAAGCACCUCUGAGGUGUUCAACAGAGUGCACCCAUUUUACAUCUGGGGUAGCAGCAAAGCGGAUAAGGAGCUACCGCAGGACUGAACCCCGCUGCACCAAACAAGCCAUCAUAUUUACUACUCUGAAGUCUGUGGAGAUUUGUGCAGAUCCAGAGGCAGGGUGGGUGAAGAAGAUAGUAGAGAAACUGGACCAGAAAAAGGCCGCUGUCCUCCCACUUCCACAUGAUGCAACCUCAGCAGCAGCACCAGAAGAGCCUGGUGUUUUUCAGAAACAUGUUGGUCUUACGGUAAUUGUUCCAUCUCAAGCCAUUGCUCCAACUAGUUUCUUCCAAGGUACUAGCACAACAGUUUUGGAGAGAAUACAUGUUCCAUCUGCCAGGACAGAGGUGCCCAGCAAGUCCCCACCAGCCACACAGGAUACCACCCAGCUCCCUGCUGGAUCGUCCCCUGUGAAUUGGGAAGUUGCUACCCGCUCUGACAUCACUCCAGAAGCAAAUAGAAGCAAAUCUCAUGCACCUUCAACAACUUUUGCAGCAGGCAUGGUCUCCAGCCAGCCCACCCCAUAUUCCGUGGCUCUUGUGCAUGGCUUUGACAACAUCAUAAGAUCUACAGAAGAACCUGUAGGACGUAGUACAAAUGCUAUGGCUGAUGUUCAAGACACAACUUCUCGUAGCUCAAAUUCAGAACCCACAGGCAUUAGAAAAGGAUCAGACCAUCCUAUAGUUUCCAUAAAUCAACCCCUGGACUCUACAAGUGCAAGAGCCAACGCACCAGACACUGUUUCUAGCAGUUUUAGUUCAGACCUCUCCUCUACCCUGGACAGCAUGGAGAUUGCCACAGUCCCAGCCACACCAAUUCCACCAGAGACUACUUCAGUUUCUACUCUAAACCCCACAACUGCCAUAGAUGAAGUUCCUUCUGUCCAUACCAACAAGACUGUAAGUUUCUCUGCAGAUGAUUUUGGUACUAGAGCAUUUGCUUAUCCAUCACCUGUAAGAAAGGAAGAUCCUUUAGAUAUGUUAGCUUUUACUAGUCGAGCAUUCUCAGGCCAAGCCAGAGUGCAGAUGAUUACAGAAAGGCCGAAUGACCUGCCCCUUUCCAGCUUCUUGUCAAGAUCUCAGAUGCCCUUUGUCAUCCCAGUUUCUGUGUUAGGUGGUCUGAUGGUUUGCAGUGUUGCUAUUGUAUGGCUAUAUCUAAAAUUUGGAGUGAAAACAGAGAAAAUGCCAAGAGAAACUGUACAGGGCUUGCUCUACCAGAAGGAGGAACAUCAAAACAAUGUCUAUCCAAUGGAAGUAAUCUGAAUGCUUUAUGACAUGGACACUUUUGAUCUAAACUAUAUGUGUGUUGCUUCAGGAAAGCUAAGUUUAUGCUGAACUGGUGACCAGUGUAAAGUAAGGCAAGGAGUAAAGAUACCAGAGAAGACUGAAUUUUUUUGCAGAGCAGAAUGUCCAAAGACAUAUCUAAGUUGUCAUUGACCAAAUACAGUAUUUUGGAAAUAAAAGAGAUGCUUUUUUUCUUCUGGCA
Phalacrocorax carbo (great cormorant) is the source of this 2026-nucleotide messenger RNA. NCBI's taxonomy places the organism in Eukaryota, Metazoa, Chordata, Aves, Suliformes, Phalacrocoracidae. The record is from RefSeq and is a predicted model, not a curated record.